Messenger RNA from Mycosarcoma maydis (corn smut), 1323 nucleotides. RefSeq lists its product as uncharacterized. Gene Ontology annotation, biological process: regulation of DNA-templated transcription. Bases 1 to 1323 code for a protein of 440 amino acids. The record is from RefSeq and is a predicted model, not a curated record. Lineage: Eukaryota; Fungi; Basidiomycota; Ustilaginomycetes; Ustilaginales. Gene Ontology annotation, molecular function: zinc ion binding; DNA-binding transcription factor activity, RNA polymerase II-specific. The transcript has 2 exons.
AUGCCCGCUCAGCCUGAGCAAGUCAAGUGCACUUCUGACUCCCAGAGCAGACUGGAUGUGUGGCAUGCGGAUUUGCGCUACAAGCUCGGAUCCCGACUUUCAAGAUCGUGUCAGUGGGUUCCGAUAGUGGGACGGGAACGAAGUAGUCGUCAGCUCCUGCCAGUCAUGUCAGAGCUCGGCGAGAUCCGCAACCAAGAGGUCAGUAUAUUCUGGCUUUCUCGCCUCUUCAUUCUGCUUGACCUUCUAGAGAUUCGGGAAUGUGUCACAGAGAGAAACCCGUGCACAGCAGACCAGCUCAAAGCGAAUCACGUCGUUCCCGAUAGCCUGGCAAGUAUAGCAUCUUUGCGCUCUGUUAUAAAACUCGCAGAAAGAGAGGCAAUCAUCACUUCCCGUAAGCAGUGCGCAUUUCAUUCAGUUGAGUGUGCACCCUCUUCUUCGAAUCUAGCAGCGAUCACCUUCUCUCAAUCAGACAAUAAAAGAUGCAGCAAGCAUGUCAAGAAAAUUCCUCGGCAAUCGCGAUCGCUCGACGCUCUCGGAUUCGAAUCGCUUGCAUUAGCUGUCGCAAACGGUGAGUCGUUCCGAUCUACAAAGAUGAAAAUCAAAUGUAGCGGAAAUCUCAGAGGCUGCGAACACUGCGGCGAACGAGGUCAGGUAUGCCUGUAUGCGCCCAGAUCGGACGAAGAGAGACGUAAAGAUAGCAUGUAUAAGCGCAAACUGAAGAGACGUCACCAACGCCAGUCUUUGUAUCUUGACGUCGAUCCGCCCUUUUCGAGCCUUCCAGCUUAUCGAGGCACGUCCUCGUUGGGAUACCAGCUGACUUCAAGGAGCAGUCCAACCACGGAGCAUUCAGAUUUGACCAUGUCGAUAAGUGAGUCAUGCACUUCAGCGUUGCCACGAGCCUUCGAGGCCUACUUUCAGGAUCCUUCUACACGACAGCCCCGGCAUCUUCGAUCUGCCACAUCUGCGCCCACUACACCAAUCGUACCACAGGCGCUGGAGGCUUGCUUCCAGAAUCCGUCUGUUAGACAAGGAUCUUUCCUGCCACAAGCCUAUGCCGUCGUUGAAUCUUCGCGACCCGAAGCAACAUACUGGGAGACGGUACAAGAGAAGCCUUCAUAUCAACAUCGUUAUCUAGAGAAUGACCUCGAUGAUCUCUUCCUUGCAGACCAACGCCAGGCUCUUCUGUCUUCGCCAGUUAUCUCCGAGAGCGCGUCAGAUAUCACUUCUGCUCGAUACAGUCCGCAACAGCCACAUUACCAAUACGUCCUGUUGACUCAUCCUGGCCCGAGUCAGGGUUGGAAUACCAACGUCCAUGGAUUCUAA